AUGGCUUUUUAUCUCAAAAGUUUACUGAGGGCUAUUAUAACAAGGAAGGACACUGCCAGAGAAUCAAUGCUGCUGGCCCCCGCCAGGCUCCCCAGCGGUCCUUCGGCACGGUCAAAGUUCUACCUGCGAGAUCCGCCGAACGACAAACCUGACUGGCUGAAAGUUGGGCUGACCUUGGGUACCACUGGCUUCCUGUGGUUUUAUCUCAUCAAACAGCAUAAUGAAGAUGUUUUAGAGUAUAAAAGAAGAAAUGGUUUGGAGUAAAUUUUGGAGUUACUGCUAUAGUAUGCUCCAUAUAAUGAUUAUAGAAGUUCUUCUGGAUUCACUGAUCUAUUGAGUUUUGAAUGUCAGAGAAAGUUAUAUGUGAAUAUAUAUGAAGUCAGAAUUCAUGUUUUCUUUGAUUAAACGAAAGAAAUGAAA
Molecule: messenger RNA, 420 nt
Organism: Sciurus carolinensis (gray squirrel)
Lineage: Eukaryota; Metazoa; Chordata; Mammalia; Rodentia; Sciuridae
Product: NADH dehydrogenase [ubiquinone] 1 subunit C1, mitochondrial-like
Exons: 2
Coding region: 1-264 (87 amino acids)
Cellular component (GO): mitochondrion
Source: RefSeq, a predicted model, not a curated record